GGAGAGAUGGGAGGGGCUGAGAGGCGGGGCUUAGUUGAUAGCGCAGGCGGGGCUUCGUGGGCUUCCACGGCCGAGCGGAAAGAAAGUGGAAAGUGGGAGAAAUACCUGCAUGGACGAUUUGCGAUAAGUCACGGCCGCCUCAUUUCUCCCUGCCUCGACUCUCUUACCCGCCUCUCCCGCCCCUCUUUUCCUCUUCCUCCUCCUCCUUCUCCUAUCUGUAGCCUCCCCUGCUCCCCCGCUCUCUUCCGCCUUCUCCUGUGUCCCCCUCCUCCACCUCCAAGAUAGAUUCCCUCAGGAGCAAGGUUGACCUGCUCAAGCUGCCCCUGGCCCUCUCCACCAAGUCCAUCUCCGAGCGCAAGAGCCAGCUGGGAGGCAUCGGCAAGCAGUGCGGCACGGGGGGAGGAGGAGGAGGCGGUGCUCGCAAAGCCCGCUCACCGCCGACCCGAGACAUGGACAACGAGUCACAGUACUCGGGAUACUCAUACAAGUCGUCUCACUCGCGGAGCUCUCGCAAACACAGGGAGCGGAGGGACCGCCAUCGUUCCAAAAGCAGAGACGGGAGCAGCCGUGGAGACAAAUCAGUGACAAUUCAGACGCCCGGAGAGCCGCUGCUUGAUGCCGAGUCGACCCGCGGAGACGACAGGGAUGACAAUUGGGGCGAGACCACCACAGUGGUCACGGGAACGUCGGAGCACAGCAUUUCCAAUGAGGACCUGACCCGCGUCACCAAAGACUUGGAGGAGUCGACCCCUCUGGAGUGCAAGCGUUUCGUGGGUCUGGCGCUGGGCGGCUGCCUGAGUUUCUUUGCCCUGGUCACACCGCUGGCCUUCCUCAUCCUGCCGCAGGUGCUGUGGCGCGACACCUUGGAGCCGUGCGGCACGCCCUGCGAAGGCCUCUAUGUGUCGCUGGCCUUCAAGCUCCUUGUCCUGCUCAUCUCCUCUUGGGCACUCUUCCUGCGGCCACCUCGCGCCACCCUGCCACGCUUUUUUGUCUUCCGCUGCCUGCUGAUGGUGUUGGUCUUCCUCUUCGUUGCAUCCUACUGGCUUUUCUAUGGUGUGCGCGUGCUGGAGCCCCGAGAGCGCGACUACAGGGGCAUCGUAGAGUACGCCGCCUCGCUGGUGGACGCCCUGCUCUUCAUCCAGUACCUGGCGCUGGUGCUGUUGGAGGUCAGACACCUGCAGCCCGCCUUCUGCCUCAAGGUGGUGCGCAGCACGGAUGGAGCCAGCCGCUUCUAUAACGUGGGUCAUCUCAGUAUCCAGCGGGCGGCCGUCUGGGUGUUGGACCAUUACUACAACGACUUUCCCGUGUACAACCCCGCUCUUGUCAACCUGCCCAAGUCCAUUCUGUCCAAGAAGAUGACGGGCUUCAAAGUUUACUCUCUGGACGAAAACACCACCAACAACUCCACGGGCCAAUCACGGGCCAUGAUUGCCGCCGCCGCCAGGAGGCGAGAUAACUCCCACAACGAGUUUUACUAUGAGGAGGCCGAGAUGGACCGCAGGAUUCGGAAACGUAAAGCCAGGUUGGUGGUGGCGGUAGAAGAGGCCUUCACGCAUAUCAAGCGUCUCCACGAGGAGGAGGCCGCCUCGUCUCCCAAGCACCCCCGCGAGGUGAUGGACCCCCGGGAGGCGGCACAGGCCAUCUUUGCCCCCAUGGCACGGGCCAUGCAGAAGUACUUGAGGACCACACGCCAGCAGGCCUACCACAGCAUGGAGAGCAUCCUCACCCACCUGCAGUUCUGCAUCACACACAACAUGGCGCCCAAGGCUUUCUUGGAGCGUUACCUCAGCCCGGGGCCCACCAUGCAGUACCAGCAGCACAAUGGCAGGGGGCGCCAGUGGACCUUGGUGAGCGAGGAGCCGGUGACAUCCGCCCUGCGUCAGGGCCUGGUCUUCUCCCUGCGGCGGCUAGACUUCUCGUUGGUAGUUACAGUGACACCCCUGCCUUUCCUGCGCCUCAGCGAGGAGUUCAUCGACCCCAAGAGCCACAAGUUUGUCAUGAGGCUGCAGUCGGAGACGUCCGUGUGAAAGACAUCCUCACGUACCCCUCGCUUAAUGCAGCGAGAUGCGUCGGACGCUCGGCCCACCACCACUCUUGCCUCCCAUUUGUCACACCUGAAUCAGCUCGAUGAUUGUCUAUGACGCUGAUGCCUUGACUCGUUUUUUUCCUGUGCUGUUGCAGCACGCUGUAAAAAAUCUUUUUAUAAAGGCGCCUUUUUUGGGUCAUUAUGUUGUAACCACUGAACUCCAGGAGGUCACGACGGCGAGGCGGCGUCUUUGCGUCCUAUAAACUGUAGCAGCCACGCCGACACAUCACUGCCCUCUGCUGUUUUUUUUCCUUCCACCGUUUAGAUUUUUUUUGUUGUUGAAUACUCACAGAAUGUAGCAUCACGUGCUAAAAGGACACUUUUCGUCUACUUCAUCUGUAUCUUCAUGCUUUAUCUUCUUAACAUCAACAUUGCCGUUUAACUUUACACUUGGUACUGACAUGCAAGUGCUUUUUCUUGUAAUCCCUCUAAAAACACUAAAAAAAGCCUGAAAGCUUGUAUAGCUUUAAUAACAAAUCACAAUAUAAUACAACAAUUCAUUUGUUUUGCAUUGUUAUUUCCAGGUUUUACAGUGCUGGAGAAAUGAACUGUUCUCCGUUUUGUAGACUUGACCUUUCUUUUUUCAGCUAAUUUAUUCUGCUAUCAACAUCAAAUUGCAAAUGACUUAAUUGUAAUUCACUCUCUCCCAGACAUUUUGUUGGUACCUUUGCAGAUGUUUUUAUGACUGGACGGUAGCUUUUGUUUGUUUUUUUAAAAAUUGCAUUUCUGCAAAGACUCAAAGCGGACUGUAGCUCCCCGCCGCCUUAACGCGCUUUCACCUCAAGGUCUGACAUUUCUAAGAAAACAUUAAACCCACUGGACGUCUCAUCCAUGUUUUAAUGAAAGAAUGCACAGCAGGAGUUAUUUAGGGCUCUUUUUAAAAAUAACUUGUUUUCGUAUCAUUUUCUUUUAUAAGGUGCCUGAGUUUUGAUGCAAUUUUUCCUCUGAAUAUUUUUACCUUUUUAAAAACAAGUGGCCUGUACAAAACAAAAACAAUGUAGAUUUGUCUUUGUAUUUUGUUUCCUUUUUGUUAACUAUCUAGCUUGUAUAGCAUGUUAGGUAUUUUCCCAUUAUUAAACCGUUACUCCUUACAGAGUUGUUGGGUCU
Messenger RNA from Dunckerocampus dactyliophorus (ringed pipefish), 3193 nucleotides. RefSeq names its product VANGL planar cell polarity protein 2 (gene vangl2). The record is from RefSeq and is a predicted model, not a curated record. Lineage: Eukaryota; Metazoa; Chordata; Actinopteri; Syngnathiformes; Syngnathidae. The coding region runs from base 450 to 2027 and encodes 525 amino acids. Gene Ontology annotation, cellular component: plasma membrane. Gene Ontology annotation, biological process: multicellular organism development; Wnt signaling pathway, planar cell polarity pathway; establishment of planar polarity. The transcript has 8 exons.